Molecule: messenger RNA, 1292 nt
Organism: Sorex araneus (European shrew)
Lineage: Eukaryota; Metazoa; Chordata; Mammalia; Eulipotyphla; Soricidae
Gene: FAIM
Product: Fas apoptotic inhibitory molecule
Exons: 6
Coding region: 417-956 (179 amino acids)
Biological process (GO): positive regulation of neurogenesis; negative regulation of extrinsic apoptotic signaling pathway via death domain receptors; canonical NF-kappaB signal transduction
Source: RefSeq, a predicted model, not a curated record
CCCGGCCCGGCCGCUCCGGGGGGCGCCGCAAGCGCGACAGUCGGUGCGCUGGGGACCCGCUUGCGGCUUCCCGGCGGCUGCCCCCGGACUGGGCGGAGGCUCAGUCGGCGCCUCCCGCUGCCCACGGAGACCAGCUGCUCCCGCGGCCCGAUCCCGAGCGCGGCUCCGAUCCUGAGCGCGGCUCCGAUCCCGAGCGCUGUUCCGCUCCCGGCGGCUCCCAGCGGCCUGAGCCGGUUCCCGCUCUGAUCCCGGCCGCUCCCGGCGGCCCGAUCCCGACGGCAGCACCGAUCCCAGCCGCUCCCGGCGGCCUGAUCCCGAGCGCGGCUCCGAUCCCAGCCGCUUUCCUGAGGCCCGAUCCCGGCGGCGGUUCCCUCUCCCGCCCGGAGACCCCGCGCCCUCAUUAUAGCCUGGAAAAGAUGUCAGAUCUUGUAGCUGUUUGGGAAGUUGCUUUAAGUGACGGCGUCCAUAAGAUUGAAUUUGAACAUGGAACCACGUCAGGCAAACGUGUGGUGUAUGUGGAUGGGAAGGAGGAGAUAAGAAAAGAAUGGAUGUUCAAAUUAGUGGGUAAGGAAACGUUCUGCGUUGGAGCCGCACAGACCAAAGCUACCAUAAAAAUAGACGCGGUCAGUGGCUUGGCUUACGAGUAUACGCUGGAAAUCAAUGGGAAAAGCCUCAAGAAGUAUUUGGAGAACAGAUCGAAAACCACCAACACCUGGACGUUGCGCCUGGACGGGGAGGAUGUGAGGGUGGUGCUGGAAAAGGACACAAUGGACGUGUGGAGCAACGGUAAAAAGAUGGAGACAGCAGGCGAGUUUGUAGAUGACGGGACGGAAACGCACUUCCGGAUCGGGGGCCACGACUGCUGCAUCAAGGCCGUGAGUAGUGGGAAGAGGAGGGAAGGCAUCGUCCACACGCUGCUCGUGGACAACAGAGAAAUCCCGGAGUUCCUGGAGUGAGCCCGCAUGACCGGACCUAAUCGGAGGAAGCCGAGAUCAGGACUUGUCAAUGACCAUGGCAAUGAAACGUGCCCGGUACAUACAUCUUAGCACAUUUAGUCGGCCAGGAUUUUGUUUAGUUACCGGAAACUGUUAACAUUCCCAGAACCAGGGGGCAUGGGGGCAAAGGAGCACCUCCCCCCUCCCCCCUCCCCCCUCCAAAAUUAUGUACAAUCAUAAAAACUGCAAUUUAUUUUGUAAAUAAUGUAAAAUGUUUUAAAGUGAAAUGAAAAUGAACCCAAAUCACUAAUGUUUUACUAAGAGGCACUUUUACUAGAAUAAACAGCAUAAAAUGAA